This is a messenger RNA of Danio rerio (zebrafish), 1552 nucleotides long. It is a transcript of the gene alkbh5, whose product is annotated as alkB homolog 5, RNA demethylase. NCBI's taxonomy places the organism in Eukaryota, Metazoa, Chordata, Actinopteri, Cypriniformes, Danionidae. The record is from RefSeq and is marked provisional. Gene Ontology annotation, cellular component: nuclear speck. Gene Ontology annotation, biological process: mRNA processing. Gene Ontology annotation, molecular function: oxidative RNA demethylase activity; mRNA N6-methyladenosine dioxygenase activity.
GCGAGCGAUUCAAGCAACAAGCACUUGUAAGCCUGUAUCCUCUCGAAGCUAGUGGUGGCGUAGCUGUGCUACGUGCUAAAUGUUUUGGGGCAGAAGCGCAGGGAGACGCCGCCUGUGAUUGACAGCACACUCACCGCGUUGCGUUGCUGAUUCAGUCGGGUUGCUCCUGGAAUGGGGCAGUGGAAACUUUAGUUGGCUUAAAUUUGUACCAGGAGAGAAGAGGAAGCAGGCGGCACCGCUCUGGGCCUUCGGUCACGUCGCGCACGACUCCAGUGACCGACACUAAUAUUAUAACAUGGGGACCUGAGGCGAAUUCAGGUUCAACAACAUUUUGCAGCAAUAUUUCGGACUUUGCUCUUGAAAAUGGCCGGAUUUACCGAUCUGCGAGAGAAGCUCAAGUCGAUGACACCGCACAGGGACAAAGUUUUCGAGUACAGCAACGGCGAGAAGCGCAAAUACCGCGAGUCGGAUGAUGACGAGAGCGAGUACGAGGAGCGGCGGGACGCGGAGGCGCGCAGAGUCAAGAGCGGCAUUAAACAGGCGAGUAUCUUCACGCUGGAGGAGUGCGCGCGCAUCGAGGCCAAGAUAGACGAGGUGGUCGCCAAGGCAGACAAGGGGCUGUACCGGGAGCACACGGUGGACCGGGCGCCCCUGCGAAACAAGUACUUUUUCGGGGAGGGGUACACGUACGGCGCGCAGCUGGAGAAGCGCGGACCCGGGCAGGAGCGGCUGUACUCCAAAGGAGAGGUGGACGAUAUCCCGGACUGGGUGCACGAGCUGGUCAUCGAUCGCCUCGUGACGCACGGUGUUAUCCCGGAGGGUUUUGUAAAUAGCGCUGUGAUCAAUGACUACCAGCCCGGAGGCUGCAUCGUGUCCCACGUGGAUCCCAUCCACAUCUUUGAGCGGCCAAUAGUGUCCGUGUCCUUCUUCAGCGACAGCGCGCUCUGCUUCGGCUGCAAGUUUCUCUUCAAGCCGAUCCGCGUGUCCGAGCCCGUGCUGCACCUGCCCGUGCGCCGCGGCAGCGUCACAGUCCUCAGUGGCUACGCAGCUGAUGACAUCACACACUGCAUCCGCCCACAGGACAUCAAGGAGAGGCGAGCCGUCAUCAUUCUGAGAAAAACAAGGGCGGAUGCUCCUCGCCUAGACUCCAACUCUCUGAGUCCAUCCAUCGUCUCUCCUAAAAGACGGCACAUCCUCAAAGCCAAGCGCUCGCAUCGCAAGGCUGACCCCGAUGCUGCACACAGGCCUCGUGUUUUAGAGAUGGACAAAGAGCUGCAGAGGCGUUCGCUCUCGUCCCGGCAGAGACGCCACGAUGACGGCAGCUCCGAAAACUCCUGGAGGAGAGCAGACGACAGAGAGCCCGCCGCGCGCUACACACACGAUCACGCACCCACACGGCGAGUCAAAAUGAGACGCCACUGAACUCAGGCUGGGUGAACUCGAGGACACAGACACUCGCUGCUUUACUUAUCUAUUCAGACAUAUCAAAAAUGAAACUUCGAGACCCACUUUAUUUUGUUCUGUGUUCAAAGGAAAUAAAAGGACAUCGAAA